Prorocentrum cordatum is the source of this 1221-nucleotide messenger RNA. The record is from the annotation of a GenBank genome assembly. Lineage: Eukaryota; Dinophyceae; Prorocentrales; Prorocentraceae.
AUGUUUGGUGCCAGUCCGGAGACGCACGAGCUGGUCUUCACCUCUGGAGCCACCCGCGCCCUGCAGCUCGUGGGCGAGCUCUUCCCCUGGUCGCCGGGGGGGCUCUUCCUGCACGCGCGGGAGAGCCACACCAGCGCUCUCGGGCUCCGCCAGCUGGCGCGCCGCGGCGGUGCGCAGUGUGGCUGGGUCGGGCUGGACCAGCUGCGGGAGCUGAGCGAGGGACUCGCUGCCGCCACCCUGCUGCCCGAAGAGGGCCGCCCGGAGGCGGAGGCCGUCGGCAAGCUCUCCGACGACUCCCUGCCCAGGGGUCCGAACUUGCUGGCCUUUCCGGGCGAGUCCAACUUCGACGGCGCCAGGGCGGAGCUGGCCUGCGUCGCGGCGCUGCGCUCCGGGCCCCUGCGCUGGCGCGUGCUGCUCGACGCCGCCAAGCUGGCCUGCCUGCCCGGGGCGCUGGACCUCAGCAGGUGCCCUGCGGACUUCGUGGCCGUCUCCUUCUACAAGAUCUUCGGCUGUCCCACGGGGCUGGGGGCGCUCAUAGCGCGCCGAGAGGCGGCGGCGCUGCUCGGGCGCCCAGGGGCCCCUGCGACCGGCCGCCCGGUGUGCGGCGAGGGGCCGGGCGCUGGCCUGGCGGCGUCGGCGGAGAGCGGCGCGCCGCACUGGCAGGGCAUCGCGGCGCUGCCGCGGCAGCUGGCCCUGGCCCGGGCCGUCGCCCCCGACGCCGACCGCUGCCGCCACGUGCUCGCGGUGUGCCGCCGGGCCUACGUGCGCACGCGCGCGCUGCGCCACCGCGCGGGGGGGCUGCUGUGCACCAUCUUCGGCCGCCACGAAGACCCCCAGUGGCCGGACGUCCAGGGGCCCGCCAUCGCGCUCGCGCUGAGCUGGUCGGACGGCGCGCCCGUGCCCUACGGCCUGGUCCAGGAGCGUGCGCGCGCCCGCGGUAUAGUCCUGCGCACGGGGUGCCACUGCAACGCGGGCUCGUGCCAGGCGCACCUGGGCCUGACGGACGCCGACCUGCGGCACUUCUACUCCUCCGGCAAGGUGUGCGGGGACGACCUCGGCAUCAUCGACGGGCGGCACACCGGGGUGGUGCGCAUCUCCUUCGGGCUCUACUCGCUGGAGGAGGAUGUCGACCGCUGGGUGGCCUUCCUGCGCGAGGAGUUCCUGGACCGCUCGGCGGCCCCGGCGCCCCGCGGCGCGCCCGCGCCCCCGCCGCACGCGCCG